Pocillopora verrucosa is the source of this 2048-nucleotide messenger RNA. Its product is annotated as SHC SH2 domain-binding protein 1 homolog B. The record is from RefSeq and is a predicted model, not a curated record. NCBI's taxonomy places the organism in Eukaryota, Metazoa, Cnidaria, Anthozoa, Scleractinia, Pocilloporidae.
ACAUCUUCCCCGCCAAGUUUAAAUAAUAAUUUUGCACAAUGUCGAGUACUAAAUUACCGAUGAUAUUUCAGACUGCAGAUUUGUCCGUUGAAACUCGGGUAGCAGCUUAUAAAAAUGAUAUUUUGGGCUUGUGUAAACCGCGCGAAGUUCCCGAUAGAAUAGCGAAAUACAUUGGUCGAAAUGUCGAGGCGAGUGGAUGGAACGCAGUAUGGAGAAGUACUCCUAAAUCCAGCGGACAACUACAUCCUUUUGACGUUGUAGUGGAGGUGUCAAAUGUCAAUGCCAGUGACAUUAUGGCAGAAGUCAGUAUAUGUGAACCAGUGGUCACAGACUGCCUCAAUGAUUUAGACACUGAAAAAGUCAAUGCAUACCUUUGCUGUCACGGCAAUCGUGUUCCUCUAACUGAGCUGUGCCCAGUGUAUGAUGAAACUGGACAACAUGAUGAAACCGCAUUGGCCAUUGAGCAUGUCAGGUUUUUCUAUGAGAACAUUUGGAGAGAGUGGGAUGAGGACGAUGAUGGAGAGUAUUGUUAUGCCGGCCGACAUUUAGACACAAGAAUUCAACUCUACUAUGAUAUACAAGAAGGAAACCUUCCUAGAGAUCUGGUCAACAACUAUAGAGAUAGUUAUAACCAGUAUAGGGAGAAGUUAGCAGAGCUGAAACAGCUUCAGGAAAAAAUUGCAGUCAGUGAUCUUGAUGAAGAGCUUGAUGAAAUGGAUGUGCUCAAAUGUGCACAGAUGUCAGAAGUGUGCGAGUCACUGGUUCAUUCACUGCAGAUCAUAGAGAACCCACAAAUGAGGUACCUCUUAGCUUCUGUGUCACCUAAACUGGUGCAGCAGGGUCCCAGGGGUAACAGACCCAGAGGAGAUGAGCCUGUUACUUAUAUAGUGGCACCAAAGUUACAGGCUGGCAUGGUCAAGUUCUAUGAAGAUAACACAGUGGUGGAGCAUUACCCUUGCUUGGGAAAGGCACUAAAGAGCUAUUAUCAUGGGGAUACAAUUGUUGUCUAUCCUGGAAAAUACAAACUUGAGGGAAGAGCAUAUCAAUUAGCAGAUUCUGUUCAUAUCACAGGAAUAGGAAAUCCCUCCGAAAUUGUUGUCUUCUGCAGUGAUAACGAAGAAUACACAAUGGAAUGCUGUGCAACUAACAUUAGCAUCAAGAAUAUCACCUUUGAACAAGAAGGAAAUGAAAAUGAGGGAGUAGUGCUAGUGAAGAGUGGCAGGGUUACAUUUGAUGAUUGUCAUAUGAGAUGUGAGACAAAUGGUGUCACUGUGGAAAAUGGAGAGCUGGUCAUGAGGCAAUGCAAAGUUCAUGGUGCCAAGUCUGCAGCAAUUAUUGUUUCCUCUGGUGCAAAACUUGAUUUACAAGAUAGCAAACUGUUUGAUAAUGGAGAAUUUGGUCAGAAUUUGGAUGUGUCUACUGAACUUGCCACUGGAGCCAUUGUCUUGGAGGCCAAGUCGGAUUCCAAGAAGACCACUGCAAUUUUGUCUGAUAAUUACAUCUCUAACAAUCAUUGCCAUGGUAUUUGUGUCAAGAAGGAUCAGGAAAUUUUUGCUGCAUGCUGUGACCCUGAGCAUGGCAUCAAAUUGGAAAUGACAAACAAUGUGUUUGAGGAAAACAUACAUGGUGACAUUGGUCACUUCCUGGUUAACAAAGACUAAUCUUGUAGUUCAAUGGUCAACCUUGAAGGACCUGUGUCACUAUUUUCUUGUAUGGGCUAAAAUGCAAGGUCUUUUGAUAGCUAAGGGAAAAACUUAGAUGGAACACCAGGUUUGCUUAGUGGCAUUAAAUGAAAUUCACAGAGAAAGUCAAUUGUAUACAACUGGAUUGUUAGUAAAUAGGUAGGAAUGAUGAUAAAUUGCACAAAAUUAAAGCAAGGGUAGAAAAAGUAUGUAAUUUUUCUCAAGCAGAGUCAACACCAGAUGUGUUAUAUUAUAUAAAUGCCUCAGAAAAAAUGGAUUUCCAUUCACCCUUCAAACACUGUGAUGUGGUCUCAUAGUUUGCAUGUGAAAAAAGAAAGAAUAUAUGAAAUGCAAUAAAAUGUAUGU